AAUUAAUUUGUUAUCCCACAAUUGGUUUUCCCUCUUUCUUUUUUGUAUCCUUAUUUAAACAAAAGUAUUUUUGGUUACCCCACAAGAGAUACCUUUCUAAAAAUGGCCAACAAUGAUAGCAACUCUGAGGGGCAGUUUACUUAUGAUAGUAACUCUGAGGGGCAGUUUACUUACGCGUUACAACUUAUUACCUCCAUUGCAUUGCCUAUGGUGUUAUCAAACGCUAUCAAGCUCAACCUCCUAGAGGUUAUAGCAGAGGCCGGCCCAAAUGCUGGACUCUCCGCUCAAGAGAUCGCCUCCUCUUUGUCAAUAUCAAACCCUGAUGCUCCUGACAUGAUUGACCGGAUGCUUCGAUUGCUCGCUAGCUAUGCAAUUGUCACUUGCGUCCAAGAAGACCGCGAAGCUAAGCCAGUACGAGUAUAUGGACUUGCACCUGUUUCAAAACUAUUCAUCCAAAAUGAAGAUGGGGUGUCGUUAUGUCCAAUGUUGGAGUUGCAGCAAAACAAAUUGUACCUCGAAACUUGGCCUAAACUUAAGGAUUCUGUACAAGAAGGAGGUAUUGCAUUCGAAAAGAUUCAUGGAAUGCAUGAGUAUGAAUAUUUUGGGGUAGAUGCUAAUUUAAAUGAGGUAUUUAACAAGGCCAUGGUUCAUAGUUCUACUAUAAUGGUUAAGGAGAUGCUCAAGCAUUACAAUGGUUUUGAAAAUCUCAAUUGUGUGGUUGAUGUUGGAGGUGGUGUUGGAACAACUAUUAAUCUGAUUGUAUCCAAAUAUCCAACCAUUAAGGGCAUUAAUUUCGAUCUUCCUCAUGUUAUACAACAAGCACCAUUCUACAAAGGUGUAAAUCAUGUUGAAGGAGAUAUGUUUCACAAUAUUCCACAAGCUGAUGGCAUUUUUAUGAAGUGGGUAUUGCAUUGUUAUGAUGACAAUCGUUGCAUAAAGUUGUUAAAGAACUGCUACCAAGCUUUACAAGAUGGUGGGAAGGUGAUAGUUGUAGACAAGGUUAUUCCUUUCUUACCAGAUACAAGCUCUUCUGUAAAAACCGCCAGCCAUCUAGAUGCAAUCAUGAUGACUCAGACUCCGGGAGGAAAAGAGCGCACCGAGAAUGAAUUUCUAGCGUUGGCUAAAGAAGCUGGAUUUGGUGGUAUAGAAAAAAAGUGCUUUGUUUGCAACAACUGGGUCAUGGAGUUUUAUAAAUAACACGAUUAAUGUGUGUGUUUGCGAUCAGACACAUAUGCUUGGGUUGGGUUGGCGCUAUGUUGUAUGAGCUUAUAUUUACUCUUUUUAUAUCAAUAACGGGUUUUGUCGUCUGGACAUUGCCUUGGAUGAGAUAAUUCAUUUAUUAAGUAUGGAUAUGUAGUGUAAUAUUAUAAUGUAUUUUACGAACCAUUAUAUCAAUAAAAAUAAUAUAAUGUGAUAUGAAUA
Molecule: messenger RNA, 1422 nt
Organism: Erigeron canadensis
Lineage: Eukaryota; Viridiplantae; Streptophyta; Magnoliopsida; Asterales; Asteraceae
Product: caffeic acid 3-O-methyltransferase-like
Exons: 5
Coding region: 103-1197 (364 amino acids)
Biological process (GO): methylation
Molecular function (GO): S-adenosylmethionine-dependent methyltransferase activity; protein dimerization activity; O-methyltransferase activity
Source: RefSeq, a predicted model, not a curated record